AUGCUCCUACGCUCAGCCGUCGACACCAGCGCAACACCCGUCGCGUUUGACGGACUCAAAACGCCCAAGCGUCAGCGAUUCUACUCCGUCCUCUCGUUGUCACCACCACCUUCGGCACAGAUGCCCAGUACGCCAGAGACCCCGUGUCCGUCGCGCCCGCCAUCAAAGGACCUCAAGUCCAAGACCGUGCACAAAGUCGAGGACGACGUGUUCAGCGACACUCCAAAGCUGUUGUUUGACACGUCGCCCGCCAACCUUCGCUCCCCGCGCCCCGAAACCACAACCCACUGCGACAAGGAACAUGAGCUCCCCAUCGUCGACCAGACAUCGCCCCUCGCCGACGUCGAUCCCGGGGACGUGGUGGCCAUCACGUUCAAGUGCAGCCGGCGGGAUCUCGAGACCUGCAGCUUCGUGAACCGGGACGUCAUCGCCACUCUCCAGGACAUGGAGGAAGAUGGCCUAUGUCACUCGCCGCUGGGGAAGGAAGGUUUGCCACUCGUGGUCCUCAAGUACAGGACAUACCGCCUCCCUGAGGAGGCCAAUCUCCAGUAG
This is a messenger RNA of Cutaneotrichosporon cavernicola, 552 nucleotides long. RefSeq lists its product as uncharacterized. The record is from RefSeq and is a predicted model, not a curated record. Bases 1 to 552 code for a protein of 183 amino acids. The transcript has a single exon. NCBI's taxonomy places the organism in Eukaryota, Fungi, Basidiomycota, Tremellomycetes, Trichosporonales, Trichosporonaceae.